Verticillium nonalfalfae is the source of this 4296-nucleotide messenger RNA. RefSeq lists its product as uncharacterized. The record is from RefSeq and is a predicted model, not a curated record. The coding region runs from base 1 to 4296 and encodes 1431 amino acids. The transcript has 4 exons. Gene Ontology annotation, molecular function: protein binding. NCBI's taxonomy places the organism in Eukaryota, Fungi, Ascomycota, Sordariomycetes, Glomerellales, Plectosphaerellaceae.
AUGGCGAUACAGCGUGCUGACACGCUCAAGCUCGCUGUCCACAAUGUGGCACAGCCAAAGUCGCUGAAGGAAGAUCUGUUCCCGAACGACCACUUCCUCGGCGUCCGCGUCUUACAUACGCCCCCAAACCCGCAGGUCGAUAUCAUAUUCAUCCAUGGAAUCACCGGUCAUCCAUACAAGACCUUUGCCACGAACGGCGCCAGUCCCAUCUACUGGCCGACCCAGCUAUUGGCGCGAGACGUUCCAGAGGCCCGGAUUCUCUCGUUCGGGUACGAUGCUGAUGUUGCCAAGUUCUUGGGACCAGUGGGACAGAACGACAUUCGGGAGCAUGCGGCAACUCUGAUCAGUGACAUUGCAACUGUGCGGAUUGAAGACCAUGCAUCUAGACGGCCCAUCAUCUUGGUUGUCCACAGCCUUGGAGGCCUGGUAGCCAAGAAAGCCCUGUGUCUCUCGGAGCAGGCUGCGGAGCAACAUCAGAAACAGCUUCAUGAAUGCGUGACGGCUGUUGCGUUCCUGGGAACGCCGCAUCGUGGCUCCGACCUCGCCCCGUUCGCCGCGGGCGUGGCUCGCAUCCUCAAGGCAUCCAACUCACGAGUCAAUGUCGAUAUCAUUCGUCUACUGCAGCGCGAUUCUGAGGCUCUCGCUGACAUAGAGGCUGCCUUUGGCAUCUGGCUGCGGAAAAACACCGCUCGUUUCCAACUGACAUGCUUCUUCGAGGAGCGAGAAGUUGUUGGUGUCGGCAUGGUUGUGAACAAGGACUCGGCCAAGAUCAGCGGUUAUCCCCAAUUGCCGGUCCCCACAAACCAUAUGGACCUUGUUCGAUUUGCUAGCACAGAAGAUACUGGGUACCGACGGGUCCUUGACAUUCCAGCUGCUGAGGUUGCUUCGGACAAGCUAGACUUUGACGGUUGCAUGUCGACUCUUUUCUUCCCAGAGAUGAACGCACGCGGGGCUGACGUAGAGACUGCUGCUGCUGGUACUUGCCGUUGGAUCCUGGAGCAUCCCACCUACCUGCAGUGGCACGCGAACGGCCAAGGCCUGCUCUGGGUGAAGGGCAAGCCCGGUUGUGGGAAAAGUACGCUGAUGAAACAUGUCAUCAAGAACUCGAGCGAUAUUCAUCCGGACGGUGCAACUCUCAAGAUCUGUUUCUACUUCCACGGCCGCGGGACUGAUCUCCAGAGGUCGCCACUGGGGCUUUUCCGUGCCCUGGUGCACCAGAUCGGCCAAGCUUACCCUCGAGCUGUGAGCUCCAUCGUCAACCAUUACAAAAAGAUGGACGAGAGCCUGGCAGGGCCUUGGUCAUGGCGUCCUCAGGAUCUCGAGGACUUUUUCGUUUCCGACGUUCUUCCUGCCCUGUUGAGGAGAUCAGGACUUUGCAUCUUCAUCGAUGCCCUGGACGAGUGCGGUGAGAAAGAGGCCCGACGUCUCGUGCAGUUCUUCACGCGCAUCUACGACACGUCUGCCUCGAGCUCGUAUCGAGUCAGCAUUUGUUUCUCAUGUCGCCACUAUCCCAUCAUCGCCCCGGACAACUGCGAGCAAGUAGUAGUCGAGUCGGCCAACGACAAAGACAUUGCCAGGUACAUCGACCAAGAGCUUACGCGCGUGGUGACGAGCCCGGAAGACCUCGAGGCUCUCCGUCAGAAAGUGGAAGAGCAGGCGCGCCAGGUGUUUUUGUGGGUGGUGCUCGUCAUCCCUCAGGUCGUUUGGAAAUACAACGAAGGCAGUACUGUCGAGGAAAUAGUGGACUACAUCGACAAGAUCCCGCCCCAGCUCCACAACCUCUAUGCAAACCUGAUAACGGAACUCAAGGAGAAGAGCGCACUGAAAUCCAAGCAACUUUUCCAAUGGAUCUGCUUCGGCACCGAGAACCUUCCCGUCGACCGUCUGCGGGAUGCGCUAAACUUUGACGGAGAAGCUGGCAUACAGCGAGGGGCGUACGAGAACUGGUUGUCAGCGUCAGACACGAUCCGAUCGAACGACCAGAUGGUGAAGAAACUUCGGGUGCUUUCUGCCGGACUCGCAGAGAUAUCGAAUGGCGUUGUGCAGCUUGUUCAUCAAACCGUCCAAGACUUUCUCUUCGAGAAAGGCUUCGCCAUGCUCGAUGGCGUCGAGCAACUGACUUUGACUGAAAUAACGGGAGCGAGCCACCACAGGCUGGCGAAAUCCUGCCUGCUUUACUUUGCCUCUAUCGAAAAGGGGUUACGUGGCGAACUCUCUUCUUUUGAUGCCCGCCGCGCCAAUCACGACAAGGUGCGCCUUUAUGAGCUGACCGAGAAAAGCUACUAUGACCAUCCAUUCCUUGCCUACUCAGUACGGUACUUAUUUACGCACUGCGCGUCAGCCGACGAGGCCGGGUUGAGUCAAGGUUUCAUCAACGACUUCCUGGGAGAUGAUCGCGACGAGGUCAUCUCCAAUUGGGCCAAGGUUGCGACAUCUGACAACAUAGAAACCCAGUUUUGGGAGGACGUAGCAGGCGCCCCCGAAUUCGGGACCACAUUACUACAUGAGGCUGCCAAACACAACAUCAAAAGUCUCGUCCCGGACUUGGUCGGCAGCACUCAGAAAUACACUGGCGCUCGCGACUUUAACAACCGGACACCACUGGUUUAUGCCGUAUGGAACGGACGCCAAGGGAUCGUGGAAUAUUUGAUCAGCAGGCCGCAAACUGACGUGAAUGCAUACAUCAAGAGCGGCUCCCAGAGCUUUACCGCUUUUCAAUUGGCACUUUUGCUCGGGUUUCAACGGAUCGCCCUGGACAUUUACAACCACUCAGACUUUGAUCUCGACGCGCACUGGACCAUCAAGAGCGGCUGGGUCCACGAGACUGACAUGACGACGUUCAACAAUCGAGGCCUGUCGUCGGCCAACUUUUCGCGCGCGAUCGAUCUCACGAUUGCUCACGAGAACAUGGAAGAAGUCUUUGACAGGCUUUUGGCGUCGUACGAUCGGCAAAAACCGUAUGGCCAGACGAUAUCAAUGCUCGUCAGGUGUGAGACGGCGUUGAAGUUUCAACAGGGCAAGAUGCUUCUCGCUUUCUUGAAGCGACUUUCCAUGCAAGAGAUCGACACUUUGCUCAAGAGUGACGACACGUACUUUUUCCUGCAUGACGCCGUCCAGCAAAAUUUUGAAGAAGGCGUUCGCCACCUGAUAGCAGCUCGGGUAUGCGAUUUGAACAAAGCUCGAGGGGUUUCGCAGUCAACACCGCUGCACCUGGCCAUCACGCACCAGCUGAAGAGUAUAGCUGAGAUGCUCGUCAAGGCGGGGGCGGAUGUGGACAAGCGCAACGCGACAGGACAGACGUCUCUGACGCUAGCACUCCAGGGCGGCUACUCCAACAUGGUGCACACUCUCCUCAGCUUCCCCGAAGUGGAUCCCAACGUGGGCAACGACGACUGGAGUCCCAUAGAGAUUGCCGUCGAAGUUGGAGACAGUGACGCGCUUGAAGCGCUCCUACAACGCCCAGAUAUCAUACUCAAGUUCGACAUACCAGAAGGCGAACCCGCCCCUGCCGUCACUGCCAACCCCGACGGGACCACAACCUUUACCUCGGGGGGGAACAGGUAUAGGCCGCUCCAGCGAUCACUGCUCUGGCAAGCGAUCAAUCGCGGCCACGGCAACUGUGCCCGUGUGCUGCUAGCGGACGGACGGGUGUCCAAGAUCCUUCGCGACUUGUCCGGGGCCCUCCCGUCGUUUGUCGGCGUUGACGACGAUAUCAUUGGGGAGGUUGUGCAGCUCCACGCGUCUAACAGCUGGCAGGCCACGGACGACAUUUUUGGCUUCCUGUGGACCACGGACCGCGAGAGUGUGCCUGGACAGUAUCACAUGGCAAGCAUGGUGGACGUUGACGGCAAUUGCCUGCUGUCUCAUCUCAUCAUUUGCGGGUGGGAGGAGGAGGCGAUCGACCUGCUCAAGCAGAAGGACAGCCCGAAAAACAGCUCCAACUACCAAGGAGAAACGGCCCUGAUGCUGGCUGUCUUGUACUCGCGCGCCGAGGUGAUCAAGUUCUUGCUCGAGUCGCCGAUCGGCGGCUCCGUCGACUGGCUCGUGGUGAACAGAUGGGGGCAAAACCUACUUGUGUACGCAGAGAGCGCCAAAAACGACAGCGUGACGCGCAAGGUCGUGGCGCGGGUGCAGAAAGAGGCCAAGCUGCGGUCGCGGGCGAGCUUUGGCAGCUUCAACGAAGAUCGGCGCCGCCGCCCUGGGCGUGUCGACUCGUUCUUUGAUGCCGAGUUGAAGACGGUCAUGGACAAGCAGCUGGGCAAAUUCCGCAUCACGGUGAAGAAGAAGCGCUCGUGA